AUGGGCUUUCCUGAUCCUACUCAAGAGGAUGUCUUUGAUCAUGGCCUCUAUCUGCUGGACAAAGUCCUUACUAGAAUGGGAAAGCACCUCAUUGACUAUCCUCCUAUGCCUUUGCCUUUGCAAGAUUGGAACCAAGCUGCAAAUGUGCUUCUUCAGGAUGAGCUCAACCAUGAUUAUGUGGCUCUUUGGGAACAGGUGGAGACUAAUCUAUUGACCUUCAAUGCUGAGCAGAGGAAUGCCUAUGAUGCUAUCAUGCAGUCAGUCUAG
Messenger RNA from Heterobasidion irregulare TC 32-1, 267 nucleotides. RefSeq lists its product as uncharacterized. Bases 1 to 267 code for a protein of 88 amino acids. The transcript is spliced from 2 exons. The record is from RefSeq and is a predicted model, not a curated record. NCBI's taxonomy places the organism in Eukaryota, Fungi, Basidiomycota, Agaricomycetes, Russulales, Bondarzewiaceae.